AUAACUAAUUCAUCAAAACUGUACACUAUAAUUGUAUCAAAUUAAAUGCUUAUUGUUUGAUUAAUAUUUUUUAUUUUUAUUAAAUAUUUAACCAGAAUAUAAAGCUUGGAGGGGCUAAAAGAGCUUACCCACCCCCAUUAACUGUAUUUAAUAUUUUUUCUGGUAAAUAAAUUAUUGCAUCUAUUAAAAACAUGAUUUAAAACAAAAAAGUUUGUGAAAGAAAUGUUUAAUAGGAAAUUUUUUUAGUGAAAAAAUUCCUACUUUUUCAAAGUCGGGUAUUAAUGCAGUUUAGUUCCCACAUGAUUUUUCGAUUUUUUUCUUCCCAAAAGGUAUGUUUUAAAGCACUGAAUACAAAAGUCUAAUUAAAAAUUCUCGCAAAUCAUUAUUUUCGAAGUUCUUUUUUUCCAAAGUGUACGAUUUUACACAUUACGCAUGCAUACGCGAAACGCUGUAUACUUUGCUUUCCUACAUUUUCGUACUAUUAUAAAUGAUUAUUAACACAUAUUUUAGUUUUUAGUUUUUACCCUGUGACCUACAUGAGGUGGUUUUGCACAACAAGUCGAGGGAUAUUUUCGAUUUGCGGCGUCGAGGAGUGUAGUGACGAGUGCCGAUAUACGCGUAGUCACUGCCAAGAGAUAUUGCAGUGGCGUAGCCAGGAUUUUUUUUCGAGGAAGGCUGAUCAAUUUUUGUAAAAUACAAUUUAAGAUUUUUGUAGCAAUUAUUUUCAUAGAUCAUUAAAAAUUAAUUAUUAUUUUUAAAUUUUCUUGAUAUUUCGGGGGGGCUGCAGCUACAGCACCCUCAGCCCACCCCAUGGCUACGCCACUGGGAUAUUGUGAUAUUGUGUUAAUUUGUUUUAUUAUUAUGAACUAUGAAGGAUUUAUUCGCGAAAAUAAAACAUUAUUAUUUAUCACUUUUAUUGCUUUUUGAAAGUUGUUAAAUAUAAUAAUCUAAGUAUGAUCUAAAUUUUUCAUCAAAACUUCUUUAGAUAAUAAUAUUUUAAUAAGAAAUAAAAAUAAUUAAUAAGAGCCAAGAGGCGACAAUCCAAUACGAAAACGUAGGAAAGCAAAGUAUACAGCGUUUCGUGCAUGUACCUAUGCGUAAAUGCGUAAAAUCGUUAACUUUGGAAAGAUAUAAGUUCCAAAAUAAUGAUUUGCGAGGAUAAUUUUAUUAGACUUUAGUAUUCAGUGCUUUAAAACAUACCUUUUGGGAAGAAAAAAAAUCGAAAAUUCGUGUGGGAACUAAACUGCAUUUAUUCCCAGUCGUUGUUAAAUUGGUCUCUAUUCAACAGAAUUUGAAUAUUAAACAGAAUUUAGAUUUUUGUUAAAUAUUAGGAUCUCAGUUACAACCUCUAUUUUAUAAGCACAUUUUAAUUAAAAGAAAUGUAUUUUAGAUGAUUCAGAAUGUUAUGACUUGUUGCUAGAACACCGAUUUAUACCUACGCAACAGAUUGUUUUUUACUUUUCAUAAUUUUGGAUUUUUGUAAAUGAUAUUUACAAUUCAUACUACCUACUACAUAAUUAAAAUUCAUUAACUCGUUAAGUGAACCGAUAAUACACCUGCAAUCAUAAAUUUCAAUCGACAUUUAGAAUAUAGAGGUUAAGGUGUUUAGAGUUAGUCAAAAUAUCGUCUUAAAAUAAUUUAAUAUUCUUUUAAAUUUAUUUUUUAAUUGUCAAAUAGUAAUAAAAUAUAAUAUCGAUUUAUCAAACCUCAAUAAUAUAAUAUAUUCGAGUACAUUCUUGCCGCUAGCUAAACCUAUUUCAUACCAGUCAAUUGUGUCAGAGACCUUAGAACGUUAAGAAAAUCAAUAUGGCCGAUAAUCAUAUGCACAUCCCAAUAUUGGCAAUAUGUGUUGUUUGUUGUUAUAUUUUUUUUUACUUUAUCAUGAAAAAAACGACAUCGGGUCGUUAUUUGUGACGCCACCGCUCCUCCGGCGACGACCGAACAGCGACGACGAGUGUCGGUUUAUACUUGUGCGAGGGAGUAGUGGGAAUAACGGCGUUCUUCAGAUCAUCCAAUAACCAACAGUCGAUGCCCAAACAGCAAACAACGUUAAUAACUACAAAAACGACAACGUAAACGGACGACAGACAACACAGGCAGCCACCAAGUGUCUAAGCGCAGUGUCUUUACAACACGUCUUUAAGUAUUGUUGUUUUAAAAUUAUCCAUUUUUAUUAUUUUGUUUCUACGUCCAACGCGUCACCAUCAUGUCGACACAUGCGUCUGGGAAACUCAUCAUAGUGUCUAACAGGCUUCCGUUUGUUCUCAAAAAAAAUGAGCUGACGCUAAAAUGGGAAAGAAAAGCCAGUGCUGGCGGGUUAGUCACUGCUGUAGCACCUGUUGUAAUUCAAGGAAAUGGAAUAUGGAUUGGAUGGGCUGGUGUUCACUUAGAGGAAGGUGAAAAGAUACCAGAAUCAGAUCCUAAUGAUACAACACCUACUGCAGGAUUACUUUCUGAAAGAGUUAUACCGGUUGAUUUUGAUCCUCAAGUAUUUGAUAGUUAUUAUAAUGGUUGCUGUAAUGGAACAUUUUGGCCACUAUUUCAUUCAAUGCCUGAUAGAGCACAAUUUUCUGCUGAUUCUUGGAAAUCAUAUUGUGCAGUCAAUAAAGAAUUUGCAUCAAAAACAGUUGGUGCCUUGGAAAAUUUAUCAAGAGUGGAUACAGAUUCUGGAACACCUAUUGUUUGGUUACAUGAUUAUCAUCUUAUGUUGGCUGCCAAUAGCAUAAGAAAUGUGGCUGAUGAAAAAAAUUUGAGAUUUAAAUUAGGAUUUUUCCUUCAUAUACCAUUUCCUCCAUGGGAUAUCUUUAGGUUGUUUCCAUGGGCUGAUGAAAUUCUUCAAGGAAUGCUAGGUUGUGAUAUGGUUGGUUUUCAUAUUGAAGACUAUUGUUUAAAUUUUGUGGAUUGCUGUCAGCGUAGAUUAGGUUGUCGAGUGGAUCGUAAACAUUUACUAGUUGAACAUGGUGGUCGCACGGUACGUAUUCGUCCAUUGCCAAUUGGUAUACCGUUUGAUCGAUUUGUAGAAAUGGCCAAGCAAGCACCCACAGUAAUAAAUACAUCAUUAAAAUUGGUGCUUGGUGUUGAUAGAUUAGAUUAUACUAAAGGAUUAGUACAUAGACUUAAAGCUUUUGAAUUAUUAUUGGAGCGAUAUCCACAACAUAAGGGUAAAGUAGCACUAAUGCAAAUUGCUGUUCCAUCACGCACUGAUGUUAAGGAAUAUCAGGAUCUUAAAGAGGAAAUGGACCAGCUUGUUGGUCGAAUAAAUGGAAGAUUUUCAACUCCUAAUUGGUCACCAAUUAGAUAUAUUUAUGGGUGUGUCAGUCAAAAUGAUUUGGCAGCUUUCUAUCGUGACUCGGCUGUAGCUAUGGUUACACCACUUCGAGAUGGCAUGAAUUUAGUUGCUAAAGAGUUUGUUGCUUGUCAAAUUAAAGAACCUCCUGGUGUUCUUAUUGUAUCACCAUUUGCUGGAGCCGGUGAAAUGAUGAAUGAAGCUUUAAUUUGUAAUCCAUAUGAAUUAGUUGAAGCAGCUGAUACAUUGCACAGAGCGUUGACCAUGCCUGAAGAUGAAAGAGUGUUAAGAAUGAGGUGUUUGAGACGUAGAGAAAAAGUACACAAUGUUGAUUAUUGGAUGCGAUCUUUCCUUAAAGCAAUGGGAACUCUAAUAUGUGAAGACGGAGAUGAUGUUUUGCCAACUACUAUGCAACCAGUCACUUUACAGGACUUUGAUGAUUAUUUAUCUAAAUAUAUUGGUAACACAAACAAACUUGCAUUAUUAUUGGAUUAUGAUGGUACAUUAGCUCCAUUAGCUCCUCACCCAGACCUAGCUAUAUUACCUUUAGAAACUAAAGGUGUUCUAGAAAGAUUAGCCAAUAUGUCUGAUGUUUACAUAGCUAUUAUUUCUGGCAGAAAUGUUCACAAUGUUAAAGAUAUGGUUGGUAUUGAGGGUUUGACUUAUGCUGGUAAUCAUGGACUAGAAAUUCUUCAUCCAGAUGGGAGUAGGUUUUUGCAUCCAAUGCCUAAAGAAUAUGUAGAGAAAGUUGGUGAUCUAUUAAAAGUGCUUCAAGAAAAAGUUUGCAAAGACGGUGCUUGGGUAGAAAAUAAAGGUACUUUAUUGACAUUCCAUUAUCGUGAAGUGCCUGUUGAUAUUCGACCUGAACUUGUAUCUACAGCACAACAUCUCAUUGAAGAAGCUGGAUUUAAGGCAGGUCAGGCUCAUUGUGCCAUUGAAGUCAAACCUCCAGUACAAUGGAAUAAAGGACGCGCAUCUUUGUAUAUAUUACGUUCAGCCUUUGGUUUAGAUUGGGGUGAACGCACACGCAUUAUUUAUGCAGGAGAUGAUGUAACUGAUGAAGAUGCAAUGCAGGCAUUAAAAGGUAUGGCAGCAACUUUCAGAGUAGCCCAGUCUCAAAUAGUUAAAACUUCAGCUGAACGUCGUUUGCCAAGCACAGAUUCUGUGUUAACUAUGUUGAAAUGGAUUGAAAGACAUUUUGGUAAACGACUUCCUCGUGAAAAUAGUGUUGGUAAUUUAAGCAAUAAUCUACAAAUGUCGUUGGGAGAAAUUGAAAUGGAGCUCAGUAUGCCAGAAGAAAAAUGUCCACAAUAAACUUCCAAAUAUUUAUGUAUUAAAUCUUAAGUUAGAUAUUCAUAGCGACACAAAAUGUUAGUUUAAAAUUGUUUGAUAUUGACUCAUAACAUCCUUUUUGCUAACUGAUAUAUGUUUUAUUUUUUUAUUCAAGUAUACGUGAAUAAUAUUCAUAUUUUCAUAUUUAAUAAUGUUUAUAAAACAGAACAUAUUGCUACAUUUUAUUACAGCUAAAAGCAAAUAAAAUAUUUUAUAAAUUGAUUAAAAAUUAAUAAAAAAAAAGUGAUUAAGAAUUUAAUUUAAAUAAAAUUACAGUAUAACAGUUCUUUAUAUUCCUUAAAUAUUGUAACUUUUCAAUUUCUUAUCUUUUAUAUUUUAAUAAACAGACAUAGCUGUAUCUAUAUUUAUUAAAAUAAAAACACUUAAAUAGUAAUAAAUCAGUUGACAUUUAAAAAAAGUGAAACCAAUAUUAUAGUGUUUAAUAAAAAGAAAAAAAACCUUCUAGAAUAAUAUAUAAUAAAAACUUAAAUUAAAAAUAAUAUUAAACAUUGUACCAUCAAAAAAAUUGUGCCAUAAUCAAAAAUAAAUAUUAUUUUUAAUUUGUUAAUUUUUAUGAAAAUCUUUUUUUUCUUAGAUUUAAGACCUCAAUAUAAUAUUUAUAAUUUUAUAUCAUAUUUUUUUUUUUUAUCAUAUUAUUUUAAAAGAAGAUAAUGGGCUCCACUAAACAUGUUUAUGUGGGUAUCAAAUAGUUAACAAUUUGAGAUACAAGAGUAUAGUUAAUAAAAUUCAAUAAUUACAAACAUUUUUUCUAUAUAUAAUUUAAUAUUUUAUAGGUUUAAAGUUCUGUAGUUAAAUAAUAUAAAGUUAUACAACCAAAAUUAUCAACAUUUCUAAUGUAAUAAAUAUAAUAAGUAAUCCUAUCCAUUUAUUAUAAGUAAUUAUUUUGUUUUGUAAUAGUAUUUUUUUUUUUUUUUUAAAUUUGUGUUUAUUCCUACCGAGAGCUUAAAAUUAUUUUUUUACUGGUAUUCAUAUUGUAUAAGUAUUUAGUAUUUUGUGUAAUACUUAUACAUUUUAUUUGCAUUAUACAUUUAGUAUAUCUAGCCCACUGCAGUUUUAUGUUUUAAUAUACAUGUCAAAUUAAAAUAAUAAAUAUAUGUAUUAAGUUCA
This is a messenger RNA of Rhopalosiphum padi (bird cherry-oat aphid), 5746 nucleotides long. RefSeq lists its product as uncharacterized. The record is from RefSeq and is a predicted model, not a curated record. The transcript is spliced from 10 exons. Gene Ontology annotation, cellular component: alpha,alpha-trehalose-phosphate synthase complex (UDP-forming); cytosol. Gene Ontology annotation, biological process: trehalose biosynthetic process. Gene Ontology annotation, molecular function: catalytic activity. NCBI's taxonomy places the organism in Eukaryota, Metazoa, Arthropoda, Insecta, Hemiptera, Aphididae. The coding region runs from base 2207 to 4600 and encodes 797 amino acids.